UGACUUGACUUUGCAACGACUGUGCUCCCUCUGAGCAUCUUCCUCUGACUUUCCCCAUGGAUUGUUGGGGUUCUUCUUCUACACAGCUUCGGCUAUGCAUAAUCAUAGUCACAAAAAUUCUGCAUCCGAAAUUUCAAUCCAACCCAAAGCUGAAGCUUUUUCAUCUGAAAAGCCAGAUUAAAGAGCGUCUUCGUUUAGACCUUUGAUCCAUGUUCAUGAUGAGAGCUGAAAAGGCAUCGUUCUCCAGUCCUAGAUGCCCUUAUCAUGUAUACUUGAGUUAUAGAGGCCAAGAGAUCAGUAUGAACUUCAUCAAUCUUCUGCACACGGAAUUGACACGUGUAGGUCUUCGAACAUUCAAGAAACAUGGUGAAGCUAGGAAAGGAAAGAUUGUUGGAUCAGAAUUGCAAAAAGCAUUCAAGGAAGCGAGAAUUUCAAUAAUUGUAUUCUCGGAAGAUUAUGCAUACUCUAGAAGGUGCCUAGAUGAACUUGUGAACAUCCUGGAAAGGAAGUUCAGUGCCGGUCAUAUGAUUCUACCUGUGUUCUAUCAUAUGGAUCCAUCCCAUGUGAGAAAGCAGAAAGGAUCUUAUGCAAAAGCGCUUCAUAAUUAUGAAGAGCAGAUCAUGGGGGGGAAGGGUGAAAGAAGGAAUGAGCAGAUAGCAAAGGUGAAGAUAUGGAGAGCAUCUCUCAAGGAGGUUGCAAAUAUGGCAGGGAUAGUUCUAGAAGACGGGGAUGAGUUAACGUUUAUUCAAGAAAUUGUUGAGGACAUCUGGGGUAAGAUGAGUCGCAAAGUUUUGAGUAUUGCCCAAUAUCCAGUUGGAAUAUAUCACCGCGUGAAAGAGAUCAGUUUCUGGUUACAAGAUAGCUUGACUGGUGCUCAUACAUUGAUGAUUUAUGGAGAACCUGGAAUAGGGAAAACAACCAUUGCCAGAGCUCUUUUUAACCUACAUUGUGACAGAUUUCAGUACAGCAGUUUUCUUGCAAAUAUUCGAGAAAUUGCAAAAGAAAGCAGCAGUCUAAUUAGCCUACAGAAAAAUCUGCUUUCAGAUCUUUUGAAAGAGGAUAGGAUUGAUCUAUAUGAUAUUGAUGGGGGAGCUUCUAAGAUCAAAGAAUUUUUGGUUCACAGAAGGUUUCUUUUGGUUCUUGAUGAUGUUGAUGAUUUGGACCAACUGAAAGCAUUACUUGAUUCAAGAGAUUGGAUUCCUCCUGGGAGUAAAGUUAUUAUAACAACUACAAAUAAAAGCUUGGUAAACCCUCACGAUGCUUGUGUGAUGUAUGAAGCCAAGAGGUUUGACAUUCCUGAGGCGCUUCAGCUCUUCAGCUUGCAUACUUUUGGUCAAGACCAUCCCGCCAAGGAGUACAUGAUGCAAUCCAAACAGAUAGUUAAACAUUGUCGAGGGGUUCCUUUAGCUCUUCAAGUUCUAGCCUCUUCGCUACGUGGUGGAAGUAUAGAUUUAUGGGAAGCUGCAAUAAAUAAAUUAGAAAGAUAUUCUGAAUUCCAUAAACAUAAAAUUCUUGAACUAAGCUAUGAAGCUUUGCCUGAUGACCAUGAGAAAAAUGUAUUUCUUGAUAUUGCUUGCUUCUUUGUUGGAAAGGACAAAGAUUAUACAAUCAAAAUUCUUGAUGAAUGUGGUUUCCAUGCUACUGCUGAAAUACAGAAUCUCAUCGAUAGAUGUCUUCUGACAGUGACUCCUGAAAACAAGCUAAUGAUGCACCAGUUACUACAAGAAAUGGGUAAAGAGGUCAUCUGCCGAGAAUCGCCCACAGAACCUGGUAAACGCAGCAGAAUCUGGCAUCACAAGGAUGCCCUCAGUAUACUGCAGGAAGAAACUGUUACAGAAUCUAUUGAGGGGCUCACUCUUAAAAUGCGUGGAUCAGAUGAAAGCAAAUCAGACAAACAUGAAAAUAUGUCAAAAAGACCUCACUGUGAUGAUUCACCGAAUACUUCAACAUUGAUUCUCAAAAACUCAUCAAAGAGGCUUUGCCUACGCUUUUUCUCUUGGCGUCAAGUAAAUUCUGUUUCGGCAAGAUCACAGACUGCACCAAAUGAAGCUGGAAUAAGUUCUAAAGCAUUUUUUAAAAUGCAAGAACUGAGAUUUCUUGAGCUUGAUAAUGUGCAGCUUUCUGGCACCUAUGAAGGAUUUCCAAAGAAAUUAAGAUGGAUGUGCUGGUAUCAAUUCCAAUUAACUUCCUUUCCAAGUGGCUUCCCUCUAGAAAAUCUUGUAGUUCUUGAAAUGAGCAAUAGCAACUUGCACCAAACAUGGGAGGGAGCAAAGUCUCUCCGAUCAUUGAAGAUACUUGAUCUUAGUCACUCACGCCAUCUCAUGAAGACCCCUGACUUCUCUGGACUGCCGAGUUUAGAAAGAGUUAUUCUUGAACAUUGCAUAGGUUUGGUUAAGGUCCAUGAGUCCAUUGGAAGACUUCAUAAACUUCUUGUUUUAAAUCUGAAGGGAUGCGAGAGCCUUAGGAAGCUUCCAAGGAAGAUGAGGGAAAUAAAAUCGUUAGAAGAACUAACACUCUGUGGGUGCUCGAAGCUGGAGUUUUCCACGACAAUGCGAAAUCAAUUUUUUUUGCAAGCACUUCUGCAGAAUGUGACUAACAGAAAUCAACUUGCCUCUAAGGGUGAAAAGCCAAUAUGUAGUGACUCUCUGGCUGCUAAAUCUGUCUAUUCAAUUUUCUGGUCUUGGAUGUCACCGUGGCCAAAGUCAGCACGUUCAAUGUCAGAACUCUUUCAGAUCACCUUACAAAGUUUGGAUAUUUCACAUUGCAAUCUGACUGGCACUUUUAUUCCCUAUGAUCUUUCUGUCUUGUCCUCCUUAAAAUAUCUGAAUUUAAGAGGAAAUCCCAUUACUACCCUGCCAGAGAGCCUGAAGAGCCUAACUGUGCUGCAGUCCCUUCAGUUAGCUGACUGCACAAAGCUCCAGUGGAUCCCGGAACUUCCAUUGAGUUUACAAUUAUUGAAUGCACGUAACUGCAUAUCACUGAAUAGAGUAACAAAUCUACCCAACUUCAUGAGGUCACUUGACUUGCACCUAGAGAAUUGUGGAAAUCUGGUUGAGGUUCAGGGAGUAUUCAAGCUAGAUCCUAUUGAUGAUAUUGUUGUUGUAUCUUGCCUAGAUAAUUUGGAGGUCCGAGCAGUAGAUGUGGAACUUUGCAACUAUCUGACCUCAACGAAAAGCAAAGGUCCCGUUCAGGGACUCUAUGAAUUUGGUAUACACAGCAUUUUCAUUCCUGGAGGCAAGGUUCCUACCGAGUUCAAUAAUAUAAGCACAGGGAGCUCAUUAGCUUUCUCUGUGCCUCAACUUCCUAACAUCAAGACACAAGGAUUAGAGAUAUGCAUUGCUUAUGUAGAAUGUUAUGACGAAUGUUUCAGCCAAAGUCACUUCAUAAAAGUGAGCAAUAAAACCAAGAGGAUCAAAUGGAAUUAUGGUCCAACGGUUUUUGGGAUUGCAACUCCUGGUAAUCCAAUGCUAUGGUUAAGUCGUUGGAAGUUUGGAGAUCAGCUAGAAAAAGGAGAUCAAGUUGUUGUCUCCUUAAGCAUGAGUUGCUUGGUUAGGGAAUUUGGUGCCCAUCUUGUAUGCAGUGAACAAAGGGAGGAAGACACCCUAUCUGAGAAUACAAAGGAGGGAUGUCGUCGUCCCUGCUAUCCACUUCAUCAUGCAAUUGGAGGAGAUUUGUCUCCUUAUGAGCUAAGCUCAGGCGUCUAUCACCUCUCCAUUUAUUCUUGAAUCUUGAUUACAGAAAGUUUAGGUUCCCAAUUCAUUGAAAAUGUCAACUUUCCCUCACCCAUCAGUGCAAAUGCAGGGAUUAUCAAUCUUUGGGUUGUUGAAGUUAAACAGACAUUGGGUCCACCAAAGGCAGUUUCUAAUCUGUGGUUUAAUGGAGAAAGGGGAGUGUAGAUUUUGCAUCGACUUAGAAAGUUAUCUGAGCUAUUUGGUGCUGUAAUCCAUUUUUGUACUUAUAUUCCAUAAUAGUAUGGUGGCUUAUGUGACA
This is a messenger RNA of Nicotiana tabacum (common tobacco), 3990 nucleotides long. Its product is annotated as disease resistance protein RPV1. Gene Ontology annotation, biological process: defense response; signal transduction. The record is from RefSeq and is a predicted model, not a curated record. Lineage: Eukaryota; Viridiplantae; Streptophyta; Magnoliopsida; Solanales; Solanaceae. Gene Ontology annotation, molecular function: protein binding; ADP binding; ATP hydrolysis activity.